This is a messenger RNA of Lactuca virosa, 1485 nucleotides long. NCBI's taxonomy places the organism in Eukaryota, Viridiplantae, Streptophyta, Magnoliopsida, Asterales, Asteraceae. The record is from the annotation of a GenBank genome assembly.
AUGGUGAUUGAGGUUCUAUUCCUCUCAAUCACCCUCAUCAUCAUCAUCUUCAGUUUGCAUAGACGACUCGGACAAAACCUCCCACCAGGCCCACGCCCAUGGCCCAUCGUUGGCAACAUGUACCAGAUACGACCUAACGAUUUUCGACUUUUAGCCAAAUGGUCUCAUAUAUAUGGCCCCAUCACAUCGUUUCAAAUUGGUUCCUCAAUCUGCAUCUCUGUGUCAAACCCACACUUAGCUAAAGAAGUUCUCAAGAACCAUGACCAACAACUUGCAAAUAGACACAGAACGAUAGGGAUUGCAAGAUUUAGCAGAAAUGGCGAUGAUCUCACAUGGGUUGACUAUGGACCCCGGUUUGUGAAGCUCAAAAAGCUUUGUGGUGUAGAACUCUUCUCUCUAAAGAACCUCGAAGCACAUAGGCCCACAAGGGAAAAUGAUGUUUCAAUUAUGAUCGACUCCAUUAACGAAGAUUAUUGUGGGAAAGUUUUGGUAGUAAAUAAUUGUUUGAAGAAAACAAUGUUCGAUAUCAUUGCAAGUAUGAUAUUUGGGAACUCAUUGGCGUCUUCUAAUGGGGAUUUAGAGCUAAAAGCAAUUAUGGAGGCUCAGUUUCGCGCCAAGAUAUCGUUAGGCAUCGUGGAAGAAGUAUGGUGGCUCCGGUGGCUAUCUUGGCUUAAAGACGAUGAAAACAAAUGGAUUCAAUCACGAAACCACCGAUUCUUUCAAUCGGUUAUAACACAUAAGAAAGAAAACCAAAACUGUAGCACCCACCAGAAUAAUUUUAGUUUCUUGGAUGCUUUAUUGAGUCGACGUGAAGAAUAUAAUCUUAGCGAUAAUACAAUUAGUGGGCUGUUGUGGGACAUGGUGACUGUAGGGAUCGGCACCAUUGUCGCCGCCCUGGAAUGGGCUAUGGCUGAGUUGCUAAUAAACCCAACAGUUCAACGAAAAGCUCAAGGGGAACUAGAUAGGGUUAUAGGUGAAGUUAUGACUGAAUCCGAUAUACCAAACCUUCCUUACCUAACAUGUGUGGUUAAAGAAACCCUAAGGUUGCAUCCUCCUACGCCACUAAUGCUUCCCCACCAAGCCACAACAGACUUAAAUAUCGGAAGUUAUGGUGUUCCUAAAGGAAGUAGGGUUUACGUGAAUGUAUGGGCAAUCGGUCAUGACCCGUAUGCGUGGAAACAACCGUUGGUUUUUCGACCUGAAAGGUUUCUUGAAGAAGAUGUUGAUAUAAAAGGGCAUGAUUUUAGGUUGCUGGCAUUUGGGUCGGGUCGGAGGAUGUGCCCAGGUGCACAGUUGGGGAUGAACAUGGUGAGCUUAAUGUUGGGGAGUCUUUUGCACCGAUUCGAAUGGUCGUUGCCAGAAGGGUUUAGGGCAGAGGAAGUUGACAUGGUAGAGAUGUUAGGAAUAGUGGCUUACAAGAAGAUCCCACUGGAGGUUGUCCCUACUCCAAGGUUGCCUAUGCAUGGAAGUAGCAAGGAUGGAUAA